This is a messenger RNA of Coregonus clupeaformis (lake whitefish), 666 nucleotides long. RefSeq names its product adhesion G-protein coupled receptor G5-like. NCBI's taxonomy places the organism in Eukaryota, Metazoa, Chordata, Actinopteri, Salmoniformes, Salmonidae. The record is from RefSeq and is a predicted model, not a curated record. The transcript is spliced from 2 exons. Gene Ontology annotation, biological process: adenylate cyclase-activating G protein-coupled receptor signaling pathway. The coding region runs from base 51 to 398 and encodes 115 amino acids. Gene Ontology annotation, cellular component: membrane. Gene Ontology annotation, molecular function: G protein-coupled receptor activity.
UCUCACUCUCUCUCUCUCCCCUAACUAGGUGUUACCUCUCUAAUGAUGUGAUGAAGCUGGUGACCACGGUGGGUCUGUUUGGCCUGGUGUUUGUGUUUAACCUCGGCAUGCUGGCUGUGACUGUGAGGCGCCUCCUGUUUCUGCACACUGAGCAGAUGUCAGGGGAGAAGGGUCGGGCCAGGAGGGACACCUGCACCGUGCUCGGUAUCACCUGUCUGUUGGGCAUCACCUGGGGCAUCACCUUCUUCUCCUUCGGCCAGCUUACCACGCCUGGCCUCUACCUUUUCUGUGUCCUCAACUCUCUACAAGGUUUUUUCAUCUUCCUCUGGUUUUGUGUGUUCAAAUGGAAGGCUGAAGACAGCCAACCUGGCAGUGACGAUCACUGUACCAAGACCUGAUCUGCCUUCGGACACAAGUCUGUUGUCAACCAAUCCAGAACUGUUGUUAUCAAUGUUCAUUUCAAACUUUAUUGAGAUGUUUUAUUUUGAGAAUACUAUCCCUAAAAUUGCAUAAUCUUAACACAACUGUAGACCUUCGAAAAUGUCUACAAACCACCCACGUGUGUUGUACCAAUAAAAUAGCAUGUCAUAUUGUUCUUUAUUCUUUUUGUGAUUGUUUAGUUAUGGAAUGAAGGAAGGUGUUUUCAGAACUGUUUUCAUGUGUGGU